CUAAAUUAUACCGUCACUCCCAAAUAUGCCGCUGAAAUAAAUAACGGCAGUAGACUACCGUGCCGGAGACCGAACUAAUAAGAAACAGCCGGAACCAGAGAAUUUCCUCUAUCAUUUGCUCAGUUUCCGCCACCAAACUCAGUAAGAAUUACAUUACAUUACUGAUUAUUUAGCAGAAGGAAGUGAUGAGUGGAGUCAUUCUAGGCUUGCCAGGUUCCUGGGCUGAUGAUAACCGUGAACCUUCUGAUCACUAUACUACUAAAGUUGGCGGGCUUCCUGACUUUCCUUUCCAAAAUGUCAACCCCACUCUGCUAGACUGUUCUCAGUGUGGAAAUAAACUAUGCCUUAUUUUACAGGUUUAUGCUCCAGUUUCAAUAGAAAGGACAGGGAUAGAUGAGCGCCUCCUCCUUAUUUUUGGUUGUCUAACUCCAGAAUGUGGGAACAGUAAACUCGGUUGGCGAGCUCUUCGUGUUCAAAAACCAUGCAACCAGGAGUUCUCCAAAGUUUCUCAAGAAAUUAGCCCUUUGACGACAUCAACUUCAGCUACAAAUACCAACUGGUGGGAGCAAUUGGAUGAAGAAAUAGAUGAAGAAAUGGAUUUGGAGGAGCUAUCAAGAGCAUUUUCAGGGGCUGCAACCGAAGUUUCUCAUGCCAAGAAAAUUCCUAGUAGAUCAGAUUCAAAGAUUAUCACAAAAAGUUUAACCUGGAGCCCAACAAGAGUGGUUGACCUGAAAACACCAGUGCUACCAUGCUUUUACAUCUAUACUGAAGAAGAACCAUCUUCUAAGGAUAUUUCUUUAUGUUCCAAUUAUGCAUCACUUUCCAUAAAGGAGAAUCAAAGUGAUGCCGAGGACUCCAUACAAGAAGAAACGUGGUCAGAAGAAGUUUAUGAAUAUGAUAAGGCUCUGACUGCUGAUAGGACUUACCUAAAGUUCAAGAAAAAACUGGAUGCAUAUCCAGAACAAUGUUUCAGAUACUCGUAUGGUGGGAAGCCAAUUUUGGGAAGAGCAGAGGAUGGAGAAGCUGGGAAGUGCAGGGCAUGUGGUGGAUCAAGGCACUUUGAAAUGCAGCUAAUGCCCCCACUGCUAUAUUUUCUGCAGGAAGAAGCUGAUGAACGUCAAAAACAGUUGCUGGAGACCUGGAACUGGAUGACGCUUUUGGUAUAUACUUGUUCUGAAAACUGUUCAAAAUCUUCUGAGAAAUCAGAUGAUGGGGACUGGAUGAUUACAGAGGAAUCCGUUUUUGUGCAAUUUGAGAAGCCCUUAAAUGGGUCGGCAGGAGUUGGCUUCUUUUCCACAACUUGAAUAUGAGUUUAAUUUCGGGAAGAAAAAGGUGAGUUAUUCACUUCAAGGGAAAUUUUUUAGGGCUUGUAAUUUGAUGUAGUAUUCGUCAUGGUUUCAAAAGUCUAGUUGACGUCUCAAAUGGCUCGACAUCUUCAUUGGAGGAAACUUCGUUUUUCCAUCCAUAUCGACGAUAUAUUGGUAAUUUCUCGAGAUCGAUGAAAUAUCGCUAAUGUUGAUUAUCAAUGGCCCAAUUAUUUAACUCGUAAAAGGCCAGAUUUAGGAAAUCUAGAUUUGGUCACAUUAUCUGAUUGA
Molecule: messenger RNA, 1595 nt
Organism: Momordica charantia (bitter melon)
Lineage: Eukaryota; Viridiplantae; Streptophyta; Magnoliopsida; Cucurbitales; Cucurbitaceae
Product: programmed cell death 2 C-terminal domain-containing protein
Cellular component (GO): cytoplasm
Source: RefSeq, a predicted model, not a curated record